AAUCUGGUCAGGGGAUCACGUCUUCUCCUGCUCCUCUCUGGCUCUUCUGUGAUGGACUCAUGGAAAAGGAUUUCUAACAUCUAAAGCUUGACAGACAUUUGCUUCCAGCCAUGGGGGACUGGUCUUACAUGUCCUCGCUGCUCGACAAGGUCCAAUCUCACUCCACUGUGGUUGGGAAGAUCUGGAUGAGCAUCCUCUUCCUGUUCAGGAUCUUUGUCCUCGGUGCUGCUGCUGAUAAGGUCUGGGGAGACGAAGUGUCCGAGUUCAACUGUGACUCUAAGGAACCAGGAUGUGAACACGCCUGUUACAACUGGAUGUUCCCAAUAUCCUACGUUCAUUACUGGGUCCUGCAGAUCACUUUUGUGUCAACACCCACUCUAGUCUACUUGGGCCAUGCUGUUCACAUUAUCCACAAAGAGAAGAGGAAGAUGGAGAAGUUGAAAGACUGUAAUAAGAAGCCUAGGUAUACAGAUGAGAGAGGGAAGGUGCAAAUAACAGGCGUCCUCUUUUGCACUUACAUGACCCAGCUGGUGUUCAAGAUCAUCCUGGAGGUGGGAUUCACUGUGGGCCAGUUCUAUAUCUUUGGCUCCAUGUUCAUACCCUCCUUCUUCCACUGUGAAAUGUCUCCACCUUGUGCCCGUUUCUCUGGUGCCCAGUGUUACAUUUCUCGUCCCACAGAGAAAACUAUUUUUGUCAUCUUCAUGCUUGUAGUUUCAGGUAUUUCGGUGCUCCUCAACAUCAUAGAAAUAAUCUACCUGCUUUGCAACAGGAGGAGAGACACCAGGAAACUCAGUCAUGGGAACAGCCAUUAUGGGGGGUAGAUUCUCAGGCUAUUUUAAAAAAAGGGCAUAAAAGUUAGACUGAUAAACAUUUGUUUUUGUACAUUUACAGUACACUGGAUUCUGAAUUUCCUUAUUCUGUUUUUAUUAACUUUUUACACAGCCUCCCAACAAGAAGAGGCAACAACAAGGAAAACCAUGUCACAUUUUGUAUGCUUUAGUGCUUUUUGAAAUCAAUAACCCUUUAAAAUCAACUAAUCGUUAUACGAAAUUGAAAAAGGCUGUUCCUUGAAUAAAUAAAAUAAUAAAACAAUCCAAAUUAAAAAGUUGGCUUAUGUUAAGUUGCAACAACAAAGGCUAGCUCUCCUUUUCUCUCAUCAUAUAUAUUCCUUUCCCACACCUAACUUUGUACGCUCCUAACGCAGACUUUAGACCAGAGCACAGAGUUUAAUCUGUAAUAGCUGUUUGUUAUGUGAUAAGAGGAGACAGAAUAUAUGUAAGUAAUAUAUGAAUUAAGUUGCCUGUUAGUUGAGAGAUUGGUAAUAUUGUUUUCAAGUUGUUGGUAAAUUUCACUCAUUGUGUCAUAAUUUUUGCUGUCUACACACAAUUCUGUUAUAUGGUGAUAUGAUAUUA
This is a messenger RNA of Centropristis striata (black sea bass), 1412 nucleotides long. Its product is annotated as gap junction Cx32.2 protein-like. Gene Ontology annotation, cellular component: connexin complex. The record is from RefSeq and is a predicted model, not a curated record. The transcript is spliced from 2 exons. The coding region runs from base 111 to 821 and encodes 236 amino acids. NCBI's taxonomy places the organism in Eukaryota, Metazoa, Chordata, Actinopteri, Perciformes, Serranidae. Gene Ontology annotation, biological process: cell communication.